This is a messenger RNA of Paramormyrops kingsleyae, 1720 nucleotides long. Its product is annotated as protein phosphatase 1 regulatory subunit 3C-like. Gene Ontology annotation, cellular component: protein phosphatase type 1 complex. Gene Ontology annotation, molecular function: protein phosphatase 1 binding; glycogen binding. Gene Ontology annotation, biological process: regulation of glycogen biosynthetic process. Lineage: Eukaryota; Metazoa; Chordata; Actinopteri; Osteoglossiformes; Mormyridae. The record is from RefSeq and is a predicted model, not a curated record.
UGCCAGGAGGCCCAGGUCUGAACAGCUGGAGAAGUGCAACUGAGAAACUUCAAGAUCGUUAGAGUCGCGCAUCCCUCCGUGUCCCGUGGCGUCUUUCCAAAGCGCGUUAUCGGGGGAAAGGGACAGGACCACAGGCUACCGAAGGCUGGCUUUUCUGGGCUCCGGGACGUUGAUUUUUUUUAACUCACAUUUCGCUCAGCUUGUCCUAUUGAUCUUUGUCCCCAAGUUAACAGGAAACGAAGAGGACUUUGUGGUUUUGGCAGUCCAUGACACCGGUGGAGCUGGCUGUGAGGUGCUCAUUCAGCCGUAGUUCCUGACCCUGAGCCAGAUGCUGGACGUCUCCUCCCUUGGCGAGAACCUCCGCAACUCCCAGCUACCCCCCAAAGAACUCCUUUUGUCAGGAACCCAUCAGGUGCUUCCCACCAUGGGCAAGGAGCAAGUGCAGCAAGCCGCUGGUACGGCCUGCAGCAUGGCAAAGAAGAGGCGCGUGGUGUUUGCCGACUCCAAAGGGCUCUCCCUCACGGCAGUGUGCGUCUUCACAGCCGAGGAGGUGAUCCCGUACCCCAAACUCACACUGUCACGCCAGCCAGUUACACUCAAGGAGGCGCCACCUGCUGGCUCCACCGGGCAUGACCGGGGCUCAUGGGGAAAGAGGCGGGUGCAUCUAGGCUUUCCUCAGCCCUCGUCAGACUUCCAGUCCUUCCGCGCACAGCUGCAGGGAGCCCAGGUGGCGCUGGAGAGCUGCGCCGUGACGGAACUCGCCCUCAGCGGCACGGUGCUCGUCAAGAACGUCAGCUACCGGAAGGACGUGCGGCUGCGCGUCACCUUCGACUCGUGGCGCAGUCACCGCGACGUGCCCUGCGUCUACCUACACCAAGGCUACUACACUCCGGAUACCGACACCUUCACGUUCAGCGUCCCGCUCCCCGAGAGCCUGGACCCCCAAGACCGGCUCGAGUUCUGUGUGUCCUACCUGCCGGGAGGGUAUGACACCCCUCUGUGGGAUAACAAUAGGGGACAGAACUACCGCAUUCACGUUGACCCUGAGAGUGUUGACCCGAGCAGCGAGUUGAGCCGCGCCCCCCCGACAGUUGCCUGUGCGCUUAGACACUUGGGGGCUCCACAGUGCUGGCGCUGGCGGCCUGGUUCAGAUUACCUAACACUCCCCCAUUCAUUCAGCUGCCCCGACCUCCUGAUGGGACACUGCUGGGACAUGCUGGGGAACACUGCCCCCUUCUGGUGAGAAGGACAACCCCAGCUGUCCACUCCUACAUACCUAAUACACCCUUGAAGCAACUCUGACUUUUGCUCCAACCCCUUCAAACAGCAGUUUACUAGGUUAUUGAUUUUAGAGGAACACUAUUUUCUCCCUGUAUGGUACUCAAAUAGAAACCACUCACUGCAACAUUUGUGAACUUAUUGAAAAUCUGGGGUAGCAGGAACACAACUACCCUCCAAGUCAAAAUCAGCUCUUUAGUGUUGGUCCUGCCAGAAAUUGGACACUGACAUACCCUGCUAUGUCAGCACGUGGCCACAGUCCUUUGUGCAGUUUCCUUUUUUUUUCAAAUCACUCUGUGGUUUCAUUUGAAUCCUUUUGUACUUGUGUAUAAUGGACAUUACAUUUGCAGAAACCUUCAUUUGCCCCUUCUGUUGUAAAUGAAGCAGACAAAUGUGGUGUAUAUUGCUGGUGGUUUCUCUUUUUUGUAAAUAAACUAAUUUA